Molecule: messenger RNA, 3185 nt
Organism: Triticum dicoccoides
Lineage: Eukaryota; Viridiplantae; Streptophyta; Magnoliopsida; Poales; Poaceae
Exons: 5
Coding region: 281-2908 (875 amino acids)
Source: RefSeq, a predicted model, not a curated record
UUGCUCCAAGUCUUAUCAGCAUCUCGUCCUGGCCAAACAAAAUGAGAACACCGCCCGGUGCCCGCCAGAAAACCGGCUAAGGAAAGUCCGUCUAGUAUAGCUCCUCGCUGCAAAGCUCAAUGGCCUUGCAUCUGGCUUGCGGCAUGGGGUGCUGCUUCUCUCGGUUGGACGGCCGGCGCCGAAGGCUACUCGUCAUGGGGAGACGCCAGCGUCAGGGGCAGCUACUGUCCGGAACUACAUCGAGUGGGAUGGUGGCCAAGGGACAGGAACACAGAAUAAUAUGGACUCGACAAGGGCAAGCUUCUCGCAGAUGUGGCAUGAGCAGGGAAUCCAGUUAAUGGUAAUCAUCAGCUUAAUGCUACAGCUCAUCCUGCUAUUCACUGGUAACCACCGGUGGCGCAGAAUCAGGUGGCGCAAAAUCAGUGGGUUCAUGAGGUUCAUAGUGUGGCUGGUUUACGUGGGGGCGGACGCUAUUGCCGUCUUCACCAUUGGCCUCUUCUCCCAAUACGAGGAAAAAUACAAACUGAGAAGCCACGACUCUUCUGCGCACGAUCGCAUGCUGCCUUUCCUCUGGGCACCCUUUCUCCUUCUUCAUCUGGGCGGCCAGGACACCAUCACUGCGUUUUCCAUUGAGGACAACAACCUAUGGCUGAGGCACUUGUUGAACCUCCUGAUCCAGGUCUCUCUGGCCAUGUAUGUCUUCUGGAAGUCGUUGGACAUACUCAACUCACACCUGCUAGCCGUUGCGGUGCCCAUAUUUGUUGCUGGAAUAAUCAAAUAUGGCGAGAGGACAUGGGCUCUACAGAGAGGGAGCCGAGAUAGCCUCGGAAGUCGCAAGGUGGAGGAAGAGGAAUCACAAGAUGAAAGUGUUGCUGGUGAUGUCGUGGCAGCUUAUGCUCUUAAAUCGGUACUUCAAGGCAGAGGGCUGCUUGCAGGACGGACAAUGUUCCAGCUGGGAGAUGGGGUCAAGGGGCAUCUGGUGGAUAAUUUUGCAGACAUGGGCCAAAGAGAAGGGAAGCUCAAGGUCGUAACGAUGGAGCUUCGUAUGAUUUAUGAUAUCCUGUACACAAAGGCUAUGGUGCUGCAAAGCUGGACGGGCCGGGUGCUCCGGUGCGGCGCCUUGAUCGCCAUGCUAGUCGCCUUUGUGCUCUUCUCGAUGAAUCAGGAACUACAAGGCCACAACAAAGCCAACGUUACCAUCACCUAUGCAUUGUUUGUCGGGAGUAUCUUCAUGGAAUUUUAUUCAGCCUCCAUGGUGAUAGUGUCGCCAUGGACAAGGGCAUGCUCGAAAGAGGGCAGCUUUCUCUGUUGGCUGGGCCGCGCUGCUUCCCGAAAAGGUUUGGCAUGUCCGUCCAUGGGGCAAUUUAACCUUACAGACUACUCCUUGUACGAGAAAUCUGUGCCAAGAUUUUCCAAGGUCAUCGCCGCAUUGGGUCUAGAGAAGCAAUGGAGAAACUUAUGGCACAUCAAGCACGUCGAAGACAAGGAGAUCAUGGAGUAUAUUGUGGGAUUUUUUGACGACACAGAUUCUGGGCAGAGAUACCAGCGCCUAGAGCUUGGCCGGAAAUUGAACUACUUGCUAAGUCUUCCCUUCGAGCAUGCCCUUUUUCGCCUGCAUAUAUUCACAGACAUGCACAUAAGCAGACACUUGCAGCUAGGAGGUGAUGCAAGUCAUUCGGCCCUGCUUGUGGCAGAGUGCAGAAAGAUAUCAGACUACCUCAUGUACCUUAUGGUGGUUCACCCUUCCAUGCUACCAGUCAGCACGGCUGCCCAAGACCUUGAACCCUGCUUCGCCGAAUGGAUCAGGCACAACCACAGUGACAACAUGACCAAGAGAGAGAUUCUGGAGGCAUAUGCAAAUCAAAGGCUCUACAAUGAGAGGUUCUCAUCAUGUCCCUUUGAAGAAUUUCCUUCCAUGCAUUCGUUGAGUGAGUUAAAGGAGGUAUUGGUGAGGGUGCUCAUAUACGCUGCUGGUAAGUGCCCCAUGGAACUACAUGCGCGCAAGCUCAGCGACGGAGUGGAGCCUCUCACCGUGGUUGCGUCAAUCAUGAUGCAUCACGGUCUAGGGGAUGUGGGAAGGGAGUUCAAGCUGUUGGCAUCUGAUGAUCCUCAUGUGCCCACACCAGGGUCGCUGGUGUCAGUGGAUCAGAGCAGCUGGAUCCGGCGGCCACAAGGGCCUCUCUACGCGUUUGAAUUCUACCAGCAUGCGUAUGAAUAUGAUCAUCAGACGUGGUCGCUUCUGCAGCCUUCGCAAGAAUACCCACGCUUAUUUGUUAGGGCUUGGGCACCGCGAGACAUGGUGUAUCAGUCAUGGAUGUCACGAUGGGAGGGAGGGCAAGCUGGGUGGUCAACAUCCGAGAGAGAACAAACUGAUUGGUCCUCAUCAGAUAUCCAGCAGCAUGUGGUCAACAUGAACGGACUCAACCUACCACUACCACUGCACACACAGCCUGGACAAUUUCCGUCGCUGCCGAAUGCCUCCCCUGAUACUGAUGUGGGAUCGGAGGUGUAUUGGUCGUCAUCGGAGACAUGGCAAGCUAAUCAGUCACCGGAGACGGAUAUGCACCGAAUUGAUAUACCAACUGACCCACAAAUCCAACAAAUUGCAUCGGGAACGAAUACCUCACCUGAAACUGAUUUGGCAUUGGAGGUGUAUCUGUCAUCACCAGAGAUUGAGCAAAUUUAUUCGUCAUCAGAGAUCCACCAACUUGACGUACCGAUGCCCCCACAGUCCCAACAAUUUGCAAUACAACAGAAUCUUGAAACUGUUGUGGCACCAGAAACAGAGCAAAAGCAAGUAGAUGGAGCACUGGAGAUUGAGCUUGCUGAUGUAGCGUCGGAGAUAGAGCAAGCUGGUGGGGUACUGGAGAUAGAGCAGAAGGACAAUGUGGGAAGUAGCACAAACUGAAGGUCGAUCUCGUGCCGUCUGUAGGAACAAAAUAUAUAUUUUGCAUUUCCACAAAAGAUAUCAGUAUUACUAUUACUUGGUUGUAAUGGUCCAAGAACUUGUGUAAGAUGUCGCUGUGUCAGCUCGAUCAGCUACCGUGGUUGUUCUUUUACUAGGACAUUUAUUUAUUUGUUCGCGUAUUUGCACUUUUUUUUCAUGCUUAGUCUGCCUGUACUCUAUGUAACCUAUAUAUACUUUUAUUCUAAAAAACCUAUAUGCUUCUAUAUGUUUCCUUUCA